Molecule: messenger RNA, 3948 nt
Organism: Anolis carolinensis (green anole)
Lineage: Eukaryota; Metazoa; Chordata; Lepidosauria; Squamata; Anolidae
Gene: pot1
Product: protection of telomeres 1
Exons: 19
Coding region: 221-2545 (774 amino acids)
Biological process (GO): regulation of telomere maintenance via telomerase; telomere capping
Cellular component (GO): chromosome, telomeric region; nuclear telomere cap complex
Molecular function (GO): G-rich strand telomeric DNA binding; telomerase inhibitor activity
Source: RefSeq, a predicted model, not a curated record
GGCGCACAUAAGCGUCAGUGAGUUUACGGCGCAUGCGCAGAAUAAGCCGCGCGGGCACUUCCGCGUUGAGGAACUCUAGGAAAAGCCCGCUCUGAACGAGGCCCUUUUGGCACCUUCAGCGGUUUGGUCCAUCGCUCUUGAGUGUAUAUUUUUCCCCAAGGCCGUCCUGCCUUUUGUGGGGACGCCUGUGCCUGUCUUCAAAGCCUUGGGUCCCGGCAGUAUGCCGGUGAAAGUGGUGCGAGGCUCACCCAGGGUCCUCAAGAAUUCUCUGCCGAAGAACCUGCGACAAGUGGGCCUCCAGAACCUGCAGUUGGGCCGCGACUACUCAGAGGCCUGCUUUGAGGGAACAGUUGUCAUUUUCUCUCAAUUAACUAGACUUCAAAAUGGAACACCUUUCUUCAAAAUUGUACUCCAAGAAUCGAAAAAUUCAUCUUCCAUAUCAAUUACCAUCAAUACUUUAUUGUUUGGGAAACUAGCAGAAGUCUGUGCCAGACUUGUACACCAAGGGGACACUGUUGUGGUGGCUGGGUUUGGCUUGGCAAAAUCCAUUAUUGGAGAUGGCAGACAUUGCUGUCAUCUGGAAGCAUCUGAUGAAGUUGGAUCAACUCUUUAUAUUUGUCCUAGGUCAUCAAGCACAGGGAAAGCUUCAGAAACAGUAGCCGUGCCUAUUGCCCCCAAGUAUUCAUAUACUCCUUUGAAUAAGCUGAAAGGUGGUACUGUUGUCAACAUAUAUGGUGCUGUGAAAUUCUUCAAGCUUCCAUAUAAAUGCCAAGGAGGAGAUCAUUGUUUAGUAGUAACCAUUGUGGACCAAUCCAAUACCAAGUUGAUAUGCACACUUUUUAGUGCAGACAGAGAUACUCUUCCACAAAUCUACAAUAAUGGCGACAUUGUUCGAUUUCACAGAAUAAAGAUCAGAGAGUUUGGUGGCCAAAUGCAAGGGAUUACGAGCAAUGGGUUUGCAGCACUUACAUUUGAUGGCACCAUAGGGGCAAGUUUAGUUCCUCGUACAACUAGCAAAACAUCCACAUUCACAGAUGAAGACAAGAAAAUAGUAGAAGAGUUACGCAUUUGGUUGGCACAGAAUCUUACCAUCUCUGCCCCUGCUGCUAAAUUGUGUGACAUUCAGCCACCAAUGUUCUUUCAACUCACUUGUCAAGUGGUAGGAAAAGCAAAAGUAGAUGGAUCUUCCUAUCUCCUCAAGGUAUGGGAUGGCACCGAAUGUCCCUUUCCAUCCUGGAAAGUGUUCGUUAAAACAGAUGACUUGGAAGGAGAUGGCAAUCUUAUUCAUCAGCUAAGAAAUCUGACAGUGGACAUUGUACUGUAUGAUAAUCAUGUGCAUUUGGCAGAAUCACUGCAGGUUGGAAGCAUUAUUAGACUGUACAGUUUGCAUGUAAAAAUCCACAGCUCUGAAGAAAAGCCUGAUGUUUCAUACCUACGGUUUGAGCUUCAUGGUGGUACUGGCUAUGGUCGUGGGUUUACAGUAUUGUCAGAAAGCCACACAGAUGCCGUGCAAUUAAAGACAUUCUUGGACACUGUUGACUUGACAUCAAGUGGUUAUUCAGAAGCAUCGUCUUUUCCAGAAUUUGAGACCACUUAUAUUCCAUUAGGAUCCGGUGUGGACAGAUGCCAACAAUUAUCUGUUACAGUGCUAACUGAUCAUCAGCACCUGGAUAUGACAGCACUGAAUACUAUUAUCAACAGCAGGCAUCCCCAGGAAUAUCGUGUCAGAGCUAAGCUGAGAACAUUUGAACCUGAGAAGCUCCAUCUGUCUGUUAAACUCCACUGUCCUCAGUGCCAUUGUUUACAGGAAGUUCUGGAUGAGUCCGAGCUCAAUUUAAUCAUUCAAGAAACUUCAGCUUCAUGCUCAGAUCCAAAAUUACAAAAUAUAUCCUUCUGUACAUCCUGUAUGUUCGGCAGUGAAAACCAGGGGCAACGCCGUGUGCCUGUUUAUUUUGUAAAGCAUGCUGACCAUCAGAAUCCAGAAGACAGCGUGAUUCUUCUAGAAGGUGGAAUGGUAGAUGAAAUUUUAAAGUUAUCAAAAAUAGUUAAAGGAAUUAUACCUGUGAAAUCUGCAGAGGACAGUCUUGUGUUACUAGAUCUUUCAGCUCCAUUUUUUUGGCAAGGAAAUACUCAGUAUUAUGGGUGCAAACAUUGUUCAAAGCCAAAGACAGUGUCAAACCUGAGCUGCAUUGCUGCACUGGAAAACCCAUCAUGGGAUCCCACAACAAUAGCACAAGCUUUAGGAGUUGUGCCACUCGAAUAUGUCUUUCUAAUGAAGUUUACACUGGAUGAUGGAACUGGAUCACUGGAUGCAUAUCUCAUGGAUUGUCAAAAAUUCUUCCAAAUUCCAGCUUCUGAAGUCUUAACCAAUAGCAUUUUUCAAGAGAUUAUGAAAAGGCUCAUGAAGAAACUUUGCCCUGAGCACAAUAAUCUAGAUCAGUUGCCAUGGCUGGAAUGCUUCAUCAGAUCAUAUUAUGUUGAGGAUGAAACUGAAGAAAAACUUUGCUAUCAGAUUUUUAACACUACAAUUGCUGAAGAUGUCUGACAUACAUCUGAUUACUUAGAAGAUUCAGUGGUUUUAACUUUCUUUUAAAAAAUCAAUAUAUCAGAUAUGCUGAUGGUUUAUUGAAAGUGUGCUUUUAUUAGAUAUGCAAAUAGUUCCUUUGUACUGAAUUAACAUAGAGUUUUCACAGUUUAAAUAUCUGCUGUUCUGUCUAUGUUAAUUGAAAGUUCUUAGUGUUUCUUCAGGAUAAGGAAGUGUGUUCAAAGGGAUACUCUGCAGAAAUUUCAGCUCAUAAUCCCACAAAAUAUUCUAAUGAACCAAAUGCAUCCUGAUGUGAUAAUCUUUAAAGAGUCUAAAGGAACUGCCAUAUGAUCUCCCUCCCCCCUUAGUCAUGGAACAAGGGUUAUACAACUUCAGGCUAUCAUCCAAAAACAUUGAGUCCAAUCCUAUGUUCAACUUUUUGAUAAAUGUUGAUCAUUAUAGUGGUGCCUCUACUGGUUAUAACCCUUCCUUCUGUAUAGUUGUAUAAAAUGCUGCUUUAGUAGUUACAGUGCAGAAACACCAUAUGGUAGCAGACUUGAGAUGUACAUUGAUGCAGUUAAAAUUUUAUAUUUCCACAGUAACAGCAUCCUAUUUCACACAGAUGAAAAAUAUCAAGCAAAAUUUGUGGUCUUCUAUUUAUCAAAUUUUUUAUUGUAAAUAUAAACAUGGAGAAUAGAAUAUGGAUAUGUCAAUCCAAAUCUGUUAAUAUAAAAUGAGAAAUGACAAAAUAAUGCUAAGUGCCCUUUAAGAUCAGUGUUGUAUGUGAUAGUACUUUCACACGUAUGUAUAUAUCCAUUAUGUAGUACAUGUCUUAGCUACAUUUGGUCUUGGAUUACACUCCUGUUGAUCUGCUUUUCCCUUUCAUGUAAUCAGAUUUAGGUGCCUGUUUUAGAAAUAGGGACUUCAAGUCAGUGUACUAAUUAACUCCCAUAGUGAAACUAAUUACUUGGUUUUGUUUAUCUGCACUCCAGUGACAUGUUUGUUUUUAAUAAAAAUGCAUACAUAACAGUUUAUAUCCAAAGGAGAGAACAGUAUUGUAUUAAAAUUAAUGUCAUGCUUGCCCUAUUAACAGUGCAUUCCAAGCCAUGUCAAAAUACUUAAAUUUUUGCCUCUGGCUAAAUUUGUCUCAAUAAUAAGAUCAUGAGGUUUCUGGACAAUAAUACAUUGUUCUUGUAGUAGUCUCUUGAAAUUGUCAUUGGACUUCUUCUGUACUGCCCAUCCUGAUUUAGAGAAACAUUUAACUGUAAACUUGGUAGUAGCCGUUUUAGCAAUUACCUUGGACAGAAUCCUAUCAGAGUCUUUUGAUUUCCGGUGCAAAAUUGAGAGAACUAUUUUCACAAAUGUGAAUGGGCCUGCUUCCUUUCCUUUGAACAUGUAACUCUUGCAAUAAAGUCUUAAAAACA